Messenger RNA from Patiria miniata (bat star), 5267 nucleotides. RefSeq names its product multidrug resistance-associated protein 5-like. Gene Ontology annotation, biological process: transmembrane transport. Bases 200 to 4882 code for a protein of 1560 amino acids. The record is from RefSeq and is a predicted model, not a curated record. NCBI's taxonomy places the organism in Eukaryota, Metazoa, Echinodermata, Asteroidea, Valvatida, Asterinidae. The transcript is spliced from 24 exons. Gene Ontology annotation, molecular function: ATP hydrolysis activity; ATP binding; ABC-type transporter activity. Gene Ontology annotation, cellular component: membrane.
AGUAUGCAGAAAAGAAAGCAAAGUGAUCACUGAGUUAGUUCUUUCCUCCAUGGUAAAAUUUAGCAAUAAUGACAGAAUAUUGCAGCAUUUUCAGAACUUCCGUGAUUGUGAUGAUCUAAGUACUACUAGAUUGUUUGUUGUUCUUGAAGGAAUGCAAUAACGUGCACGGUGCUGAGCCAAAUCGCAAACACAAAAAACCAUGCCAUCCACGACUACAGACCACAGCAAUCAUGACAGUCCUAUGCAGGAGAGACAGGGCACCAGACCAAAUGGACAGCAAGACGAUGCUCAUUUUGACGAGCCAAAAGUCGCAACCAAAGAGCCGCUCAAGACUCGGAGGUUACAGAAAUUCUUCCGGAAGGCACAAACCAAACGCCACAGGCUACACUCAGACAGCUGUCCUAUGGAUCAGGCUAACAUCCUUUCCACUCUCUGGUUUUCAUGGAUGACGCCCGUCUUCUACAAAUCCUGGAAGGGAACGCUGGAGAAGGAAGACCUUUUCAGCUGCUCACCGUACGACAGCGCAAAAAAUAACUGCGACAGGUUGGAGCAUCUUUGGCAGAAGGAGUUGGAACGUCGCGGGCCAGAGAAGGCUUCCUUAGCUCGCGUUUAUUUCUGGUUUCUUGCCAAGCGGAGUCUCCUCAGUUGUCUGUUCUCCUUCAUUGCAAUCUUUUCCAACUGCAUCUCAUCGGCUGUGCUGGUCCGUCUCUUGUUGGAGUACUGCCAGCAGGAGACGGCCGACCUGGGCUACGGUCUGAAGCUGGCGGGGCUCAUGGUCCUAUGCCAAGUCGUGUUGGUCACGUUCAUGGGUUAUGGUUGGUACAUGAACAUACGGACCGGCGGUCGCGCCCGGGCGGCCACCGUCUGUUUAAUCUAUCACAAGACCAUUCGGCUUCGGACCAUGAAGGGUUUAUCUAUUGGCGAGAUCGUCAAUCUUUGUGCGAACGACGGCCAGCGUAUGUUUGACAUGCUGCUGUACCUGCCGCAUGCCUUAGCUGGUCCCCCGCUAGCGGCCGUGGCGCUAUUCUACACCGUUUACCUGAUCGGACCGGCGGCUCUGUUGGGAACCGGUGUGUUCAUUGUCUUCUACCCCCUACAGGGUUUGUUUUCCAAGAUUGUUGCUCAUUAUCGCCAGCGAUCCAUAGAACUGACCGACCACCGAGUCCGAUUGAUGUCGGAAAUCAUCAACUGCAUUAAGCUGAUCAAGAUGUACGCGUGGGAGGACUCCUUUGAAGCUAGCAUCGGGGAUAUUCGUCAUAAGGAGCAGGGGUGGCUAGAGAAGGCCGGUUUCUUCCAGUCCGUUUGCCACUCGCUGACGACCUUUGUGCCUAUCUUGUCAACCAUCUUGACCCUGACAUUGCACACGCUGCUUGGUUACAACAUCACCGCAGCUCAGGCGUUCUCCUACAUUGCAGUAUUGAACGCCAUCCGCUUCAUGAUCAUUGCGACUCCUUUGUCGAUCAAAGCUUUGACGGAAACAUUUGUGGCGUUUCCCAGAAUAAAGUCGCUCCUCUUAAUGGACGAGUUGGAAGAAUUCCAAGACAAACCGGAAGACCCUAAGUUGGCACUCAGCCUGAAGGGUACCACUUUCGCCUGGGAUAAAGAGGAACCCACCGGCACCCCUGAUGCACCCAAGGAGGGCACGGAAGACCCCCCGGGGGGUAGCCAAGGGGGCCAAGAGACUGUUAAUACAGGGGGCGGCGAUCGGGCGAGCAAACGACGCGAGACCGAGCCGCUGGUAGACCGAGAGGCUGCUAUCAUGGAGACCUUGUUUGAUAUCAACUUGGAUGUGCAAAAGGGCCAACUUUUGGGUAUCUGCGGUAGUAUAGGUAGUGGUAAGAGCUCCCUCUUGCAGUCCGUCCUGAGUCGCAUGAUCCUUAUGGACGGCCGCGUGGCCGUAGACGGCUCCUUCGCCUACGUCUCCCAGCAGGCCUGCAUCAUGAACGUGACGCUGAGGGAGAACGUCCUCAUGGGGGCGGAGUUUCAGAAGGGGCUGUACGACCGAGCCGUCCGUGUCUGUGCCUUGCGGGACGACCUGGAUGUGUUGGCGGACGGAGACGAAACCGAGAUCGGAGAGCAGGGCAUUAAUAUUAGCGGUGGCCAGAAGCAACGGGUCAGCCUAGCGAGGGCGGUAUACUCCGACAAAGACAUCUAUCUCUUGGACGAUCCACUGUCGGCCGUGGACGCGCAUGUCGGCAAGCAUAUCUUCUCGCAGUGCAUCGAGGGCGCCCUCAACGGCAAGACGAUCUUAUUUGUGACCCAUCAACUUCAGUAUCUGAAGCGUUGCGAUCGCAUCAUUCUGAUGAAAGACGGGCGUAUCGUGGAAGACGGUACUCACCGCGAGCUGAUGGACAACGGCAAUGAGUACUGCAACCUCAUCAAGACGUUUCACAACGAGGACACGGACGAGGAUAUCGAAGAAGGAAGCGGGAGCGAUGUCUCAAGUAGCAUGGUCAACGUCGGCGAUACCGGCUCAGAGGAAAACCCAGACGCGACCAGAGCUGAUACGGAGGAACUUACAGACUCCGGCAAGCCAUUACAAGACAUCGACAAUCAAGGAAAUAGAGAUAUUUCCAUUGAUGCCGACAUUGUCGAAAGCACUCCUCAAGCUGACCGAAGCUCGUCGCCAAAUAGCAACCACGAUGACGUAGAGAAAACCGGCGAUGAUACCUCCAUCCCGAGAAUUGUCAUCUCAGAGUCUGACGACGCCAACCAGAGCUUUGCGGAAACUGAACUAGACAAUCACCCCUUGGAAGUGAACGUUGACAAAACCGAUGAUCUCGAAGACAUCGAAGACGAUACUAAACAUCUCAACGAGGCAACCGCAAGCUUCCCUAGCGACCACGAGGACGCGGUUGCUAAGGAGGAGACGGCUAACGCUGACAGCGAUUACGACGACGAGGAGACGGAGUUCAGCGAGGACGACAAGUUUGUCAGUGCCGAAACGACGCCCGUCAAGAACAAACUGGCCCUUCGACUGGACUUCCUUCGAGUCCUCUCGGCGGACUCGGGGAGCUUGGGCGGGGGCGUUGAGUCUGAGGAGACGAUAUUCUACAGUGGCAAGUUAAUGGAGGAGGAGGAGUCAGGUGACCGGGGAAUCACCAUGGGAACCAUCAACAGUUACGUCCAAUCAGCAGGCGGGUUGCUGGUGACAGUCGCGGUGUUCGUGUGCUACGCUGUGUCGGUCGGCUUUGCCGUCUUCGCCAACUGGUGGCUGAGUUAUUGGCUGAACGCCGGUAGUGGGAAUACAACGAUCACCGUGGACAAUGUGACGACGAUCAGUGAAAGCAUCACAGACAACCCACGACUGCACGUCUAUCAACUCGUCUAUGGCUUAUCGGCAGUCGGGUCCCUUGCGGUGAUAGCAUUCCGCUGCUUCGUUUACGCCAAGAUGACCCUCAGAGCUUCUUCCAACCUCCACAAGAAAGUCUUCAAGAAAGUUGUCCUGAGCCCCAUGAGUUUCUUCGAUACCACCCCUCUGGGUAGAAUUCUGAAUCGUUUCUCCAAAGACUUAGAUGAACUGGACGUCACCCUUCCGUUCACCAUCAAUCCUUUCGUCAACAACAGUUUGUUGAUCCUCUUCAGUCUGCUGACGGUCACCUUCGUCUUUCCCCAUCUCCUCAUCGGGCUGGUCAUCAUCUUCCUCAUCUUCUUCCUCCUGAAUUUCUUCUUCCGGCACGGCGUCCGGGAGCUCAAGAAGUUUGACAACCUGGCGCGCUCGCCGUGGUUCUCGCACAUCACGACCACGGUCCAGAGCCUGCCCACCAUCCACGCAUACGGGAAACAGCGCGAGUUUAUACAGAGAUUCCAUGUCCAGUUGGACGACAGCACCAACGUACUGAUCCUCUUCUAUUUAACCAAUCGUUGGCUGGCGAUCCGCUUCGACUUCAUCACGAUUCUCUUGACGGGCGCCACAGCUUUGCUGGUGGUCCUGACCCAUGGGUCAAUCCCAGCAGCCACCGCGGGCCUCGCCAUCAGCUACGCAAAUCAGCUGAUCGGCAUAUCGCAGUACACGGUGCGCCUGGCGGCCGAACUCAACGCUAGAUUUACCUCGGUUGAAAGGAUUAACUAUUACAUUGAGAAUUUACAGCAAGAAGCACCGCGGACGAUAAAAAGCACCAAGCCUCCGUCCUCCUGGCCCUCGGAAGGCAGGAUCACGGUCAGGAAUCUCAAGAUGCGGUACCGGCAGAAUCUUCCCCUGGUCUUACGAGGCCUGAGCUUUGAGAUCAGGCCCAGAGAGAAAGUCGGCAUCGUUGGACGGACCGGGUCCGGCAAGUCAUCCCUGGGUGUCGCCCUCUAUCGUCUCGUUGAGAAAGCGUACGGUAGCAUUAUGAUCGACGGCACUGACAUCGGCCAGAUCGGUUUGUACGACCUUCGCUCCAAACUCUCCAUCAUUCCGCAGGAUCCCGUCUUGUUUAUAGGAACGAUCAGAUAUAACUUGGAUCCAACGGGCCAGUUUAAUGACGAGGAAGUAUGGAAGGCCCUGGAAAAAACUUACAUGAAAGAAACGAUCAGCGGUCUCGAUCAGCAACUCGAGGCGCCUGUCGUCGAAAACGGAGAAAACUUCUCGGUCGGGGAGAGGCAACUGCUGUGCAUGGCCAGAGCUCUGCUCCGAAACAGCAAGAUCUUAAUCUUAGAUGAAGCCACAGCGGCCAUCGAUACUGAAACAGACAGUUUGGUCCAGCAGACAAUCCGGCAAGCGUUCACCGAUUGUACUAUACUCACCAUCGCGCACCGACUCAAUACAAUCCUAGACUCCGACAGGAUUCUGGUUCUGAGUGACGGAAGGCUGGUGGAGUUCGACACACCGUCCAAGCUGCUUGCCAACCCGGCGUCGUAUUUCAGUGCAAUGAUGGCGGCCAUGGGUGACCAGACCAAAUAGAAUUGUCGGUCAAGUUUGUUGAAUGAUGUCUUGAACUCCGUCCUGUGCAAGAGCUAUUUUUUACAGGCUGGCUCGGGUGGGAUUUGAACCCACCACCUCGUGUGUACUAGUGCAGACAUGUUAACCACCGAGCAUGCUGGGGUCGGCUGGAUAGUCCGAAACUGAUAUAGAAAUGGGUACUGCAACCAAAGUACUUAUAAGAUUGAAUUUUGUGUCGGGGUGAUGUAACUUCAGUGUCUGGUUUUGCCCUUAGCUGAUUUAUUUUUAGCUGCGGGAUAGCAGCUGAACGAAUCAACAUGUCUCCCCGUAAGUCCGUUAGUUAGUAACAAACAUUGUCUUUGUCUAUUGCUCCUACAUACUUCGACAGAUUUCAACCAAACUUUGU